AUGGCUACCAACUCUGCUCGUGGCAACCCAUGGGCUGAAGGCCCAACUCCCCCUCCUGCAUCAAGCGAGACCAAGGCCGCCAUCCAGCAAACCACACCGAGUGGCGCAACAGGAACCCACCAGACCGGUCAGGACGCGGGCGCAGCAUCUGCAGCCGGGACUGGCAAGGUCAAAUCUGCAAAGGAGCUCGAGAAGGAGCGCAAGAAGGCCGAGAAGCUCGCCAAGUUCCAACAGAAGGCGGCUGCCAAACAGGCGGCCCCUACCAAUGCCUCCAGCAAGAAGGCUGAGAAGAAGGCCAAGGCAGAGGAGGAAGCCCUGCCGGCGUUUGUCGAGGACACUCCCGUGGGCGAGAAGAAGCGCCUGAAGCCCCUCGACGACCCUUAUUACAAGGCCUACAACCCCGUUGCUGUCGAGAGCGCAUGGUACCAGUGGUGGGAGAAGGAGGGCUUUUUCAAGCCCGAAUUCACCGAGACCGGCGAUGUCAAGCCGGCCGGAGCAUUCACUGUCGUCAUCCCGCCGCCGAACUGCACCGGCAGCCUGCACAUGGGUCACGCGCUCGGCAACAGUCUUGAGGACAUCAUGACGAGGUGGCAGAGAAUGCUGGGAAAGACCACCUUGUUCCUCCCUGGCUGCGACCACGCCGGUAUCGCAACCCAGAGUGUUGUCGAGAAGAUGCUGUGGAGGAGAGAGCAAAAGACCCGCCAUGAUCUUGGCCGAGAAAAGUUUCUCGAGCUCGUCUGGGACUGGAAGCAAGAAUAUCACGACAAGAUCAACAACGCCGAGAGGAAGAUGGGCAUCUCUACGGACUGGUCCAGAGAGGCUUUUACCAUGGACAAGAACUUGUCCGCAGCUGUUGCCGAGAACUUUGUGCGUCUGCACGAGGAAGGCAUUAUUUACAGAGCGAAUCGCCUUGUGAACUGGGACUGCACGUUGACGACUGCGCUGUCCAACCUGGAGGUUGACCAGAAGGAACUUACUGGCAGGACUCUGCUUGAUGUACCGGGAUAUGAAAAGAAAGUUGAGUUCGGUGUUAUUGUCCACUUCAAAUAUCCUAUCCAGGGCUCAGACGAGACAAUCGAGGUGGCGACGACCCGUAUCGAGACCAUGCUUGGAGAUACAGGUAUCGCCGUGAACCCCAAGGACCAGCGAUACACCCACCUCGUUGGCAAAUUCGCCACGCACCCUUUCAUUGAGGGCCGGAAGCUACCUAUUAUUGCCGAUGAUUAUGUCGAUAUGGAGUUCGGAACGGGUGCCGUAAAGUUGACGCCCGGUCACGAUCCCAAUGAUUUCAAGCUUGGCAAGGACCAUAAUCUGGAGUUCAUCAACAUCUUCACUGAUGAUGGUCUGCUCAACGAGAAUGCCGGAUCAUAUGCUGGACAGAGACGUUUCGACGUGCGGUACACGAUCCAAGACGACCUCAAGGCCAAGGGCCUGUAUGUCGACAAGAAGGACAACCCCAUGAAAGUCCCCCUGUCCGAGCGCUCGAAAGACGUCAUUGAGCCUGUCAUGAAACCACAGUGGUGGAUGGCCAUGCGAGAUAUGGCUGAUGAGGCUGUCAAGGUCGUUGACAAUGGAGAGAUCAAGAUUCGGCCAGAGUCUGCGGAAAAGAACUUCCACAGGUGGAUGGAGAGCAUACAAGAUUGGUGCAUCUCGAGACAACUCUGGUGGGGCCACCAAUGCCCUGUCUGGUUUGCUAAAGUUGAGGGUGAGGAGGAGGAUACGUCGAACAACGAGCGAUGGUUCAGUGGAAGAACGCCAGAGGAGGCAGAGGCCAAGGCGAAGAAGGCACUUGCUGGAAAGAUCUUCACCCUGGAGCGCGACCCAGACGUUCUUGACACAUGGUUCAGCAGUGGCCUUUGGCCAUUCUCGACGCUAGGUUGGCCAGACACAGAAGCCGAGGACUUCAAGAAGCUAUACCCAACUUCUAUCCUCGAAACAGGCUGGGAUAUCCUUUUUUUCUGGGUUGCCCGAAUGAUCAUGCUUGGCAAGAAGUUGACUGGAGAUGUCCCGUUCAAGGAGGUUUACUGUCACAGUCUCAUCCGUGACAGCGACGGGCGCAAGAUGAGUAAGAGUCUGGGCAAUGUGAUCGAUCCUUUGGAUGUGAUCAAGGGCAUCCAGCUCGAUGAUCUCCACGCCAAGCUCCUCACGGGCAACCUCGCUCCAGGUGAGGUCAAGAAGGCUACGGCCUACCAAAAGCAGGCGUUCCCUCAAGGUAUCCCAGAAUGCGGUGCCGACGCACUUCGUUUCUGCUUGGCAGCAUACACUACUGGUGGCGGUGACAUCAACUUUGACGUCAAAGUCAUGCACGCCUACCGGAGAUUUGCUAAUAAGAUCUACCAAGCAUCCAAGUAUGUCAUCGGCAAGAUCGAGACUGCCGAAGGCUUUGUACCAGCAAAGACCAGAACACUUCAAGGCAGGGAGUCUCUUUCCGAGCUGUGGAUCCUGAGCAAGAUGAACACCGCUGCCAAGGAGGCCAAUGAAGCUCUCGAGCAGCGCGAGUUCAUGCGGGCUGCCAACACCGUAUACAAUUACAUCUACGGCAACUUGUGCGACGUCUAUAUCGAGAACUCCAAGGCUAUCAUUCAAGAUGGCACCAAGGAAGAAGCCGAAUCCGCCCUGCAGACUCUGUACUCUACCCUUGAGGCCGGCCUCCUGCUCAUUCAUCCCUUCAUGCCAUUCGUCACAGAAGAGCUUUGGCAGCGCCUCCCACGCCGCCCCGACGACAAGACCCGCUCCGUCAUGCUGGCCUCGUAUCCGGUGCACCAGCCCGAACUUGACCAGCCCGCAGCGGAGAAGGCCUACGAGCUUGUCCUCGACAGCUCCAGGGGCAUCCGGUCCCUCGUGGCAGAGUACCUCCUCAAGGAGGACGCACAGAUCUACAUCCAAGCAUCCGACGAUGCCACGUACAAGACCAUCGGGGAGCAGGUCAACUCGAUCCGCUCUCUCUCGGGCAAGGGCAUUGGUGCUAUCAACGUCGCCGGGCCGGCAGACGCUCGCCCGGCCGGCUGCGUCGCCUACCCCAUCGGCGCGUCGGCGACCGUGUUCCUGCACAUCAAGGGCCGCGUGGACCUGGACGCCGAGCUUGACAAGGCGGCCAAGAAGCUGGACAAGACCAAGUCCAUGGCUGACAAGCAGCGCAAGCUGGUCAUGGGCGCUGACUACGUGGCUAAGGUCGCCGUCGCGACCCAGGAGGCUGACCGCAAGAGGUUGGCCGACUUGGACGGUGAGGCCAAGGGCUUCUCGGCUACGAUUGAGGAGCUCAAGCAGCUGAAGCUAGAGUAGAUGCUGCUUGGGCAUGUUGGAACCUCAUACAUUGCAUAGACUUGAUAAUGGCAAAAAUUCUAGGUGUUUUAUGUGUG
Molecule: messenger RNA, 3359 nt
Organism: Cryphonectria parasitica EP155
Lineage: Eukaryota; Fungi; Ascomycota; Sordariomycetes; Diaporthales; Cryphonectriaceae
Exons: 6
Coding region: 1-3282 (1093 amino acids)
Biological process (GO): valyl-tRNA aminoacylation
Cellular component (GO): cytosol
Molecular function (GO): aminoacyl-tRNA deacylase activity; valine-tRNA ligase activity; ATP binding
Source: RefSeq, a predicted model, not a curated record